Molecule: messenger RNA, 1203 nt
Organism: Aspergillus eucalypticola CBS 122712
Lineage: Eukaryota; Fungi; Ascomycota; Eurotiomycetes; Eurotiales; Aspergillaceae
Exons: 2
Coding region: 1-1203 (400 amino acids)
Source: RefSeq, a predicted model, not a curated record
AUGUCCUAUGAUAACGCCAUCACCCGCGAUGGUUUCACCUCUUCAUUCGCCCGGUUCCGCACUACACGCGGGGACAAUGAACGAGUAGAUGGUUCCUCUCUGCGAAGGAUAUUUCUACCCAAGCUCAGCCGCGAAGGCCAAAAGAUUCUACGAGACCGCACUGAUUUUGUCCGCAGCCAACUACAACACUAUGGAGUGCCUUUCGAGGAGAGUCAGCUAUCACGCAACGGAACGCAGCUGAUGAAAAAAGUCCUCCAAGAAGGAAAGUGCGACAAAGUGCCUGUACACAUCCUGGCCCUGGAGGAGCAGCUAUAUCAGGAAUGGAUUGCUGCAAGUAAUAUAGAGGUGCUGUCUUCCAAACCCGAGUGGGUGAUAAAGAAGUUCUUCAUAAGAGCUAGGGAACCAGAUCCAUACCAGACGAGGACAAGCACUGUCGUCGGGGUUUCCUUUCCUCGAUAUAGCGUGUGUCGUCCAGGGCGCAUGCGAGAGGCUGCUGAUCAGGUGGCGAGCUUACAUCACGACACUGGUGUGGUUCCGGAGACGCAGACAGUAUUCUUGGGAUGGGAUAAGUCUGCUGUUGGGGAAGCAGCAAAGGAACAUGCGAAUAAGGAAAGGACUGAGAUUGAGGCUCGGGAACAGAGGAGAGAAAGCAAACGCACGAAAAUGCAUGCCGACUACCUUGCGGCUCUCGGACGGAUGAAGGGCGCUGCGGCAAGGAAAUCGCCGGUCGGAAGCUAUAUCGUUGACUGUAAGGAGAUCGGGGAUGGAUGGUCAAGUCUAGCGGAGGACAUAGUACUUGAAAUGAUGAACACACAACGAAAGGGGAAGAUUCAUGCUAGAUUCAAUUUUCGUGUAGUGAUAGGCGUUAUGGUCAUAUCUGAGGAGCAUAUGACUGAGACCGACGAAGAGGAGAUUGGCGACGAUCAUGAAAACAUUGGAAAAGGAACUAAGAGAAAGACAAUUGCCCAUAAACAUAGCAGGCCGCCGAAGAAAGCGAAGGCAGAGAAGACGAGCGAACCCUACACGUACCGGUUAAAGCUCAGAUGCCGUGAAACUGGCGAAGAGGCUGUGUUUCCUUGUGUUGGCUCUGGGAUUACUUUUACUGCACGGAAGGUGUCUGAUGAUCCAUGUCCAAGUGGUGAGAAAUGGGAGGACUAUUCAGAGGCUGCAUAUGAAUACGCAUGGGUUAGUAGAUGUCAUUGA